CCACUCGGAGAAAUUGCCAGGUCGGUGACGGUGGUAUUAUAGUGUUGGACGCCACAUUGGACGCGUCGACGACCGACGAUGCCGAAUGGGAGCUGGCUGGUGGUCCACCCUCGCCCUGCGACGUGUCCUUCUUCAACGAUAACGUUCUCAUCAACGGGCGCAGCAAUCUGUCAAGGACGCCGCGAAACCACAAGCAUCGAAUACAAUUUGACGACACAGCUACACGUACCUUCGAAUAUCCGAGCGAAGCGUCGAUGCUGGAGGGUGACAGCAGCGUGGAUGGCGAAACUUCCGGUUCCGUCGAGCAAUCAACUCUGAUCAGCAAUAAAACGUCCUCGGCCAAUUCGACGACCAGUAUGCCGACCUUACUCGGUGGUGGUGGUGGCCUAGCCAGUUACACUCCUAGCAAGGUGGACCUGACAUCCGAAGGGUUCGAGCUGGGCGUGACCAGAGCCAUGUCGUCGAGCCCGCAGGCGACCUCCACGUCAACGUCGUCGUCGACACCAACGACCACCACGUCGAGCGAAGCAGAGAACGAAAGCGAAGUAGAUUAUCUGAAGCCGGCUCAAGAUGCGGGCGCAUGGGGUUCCGAAACAACUGGCGAUCUUCUCUACUGACGCGACUGAAAAACUCAAAGACCAGAAGAAAACGCGUGAAGCGAGAGAAAUCGCUGGAAGCUCAAAGCUCUUGGAGGAGAGCAAGGAAUCGGAAAAUUCCGACUACUCAGAAGACUAAUCGUGAAGUAUUUUUCUUUCCCUUUCUUUUCGUAGACAGACUCGAGAAAGAGAGAAUCUUUUACAGUAAAGAAGUGUAUUAUGAACAAAGAAGAGAAAAAUGUCGGGUGGUUUCUUUGAACGCUCCGAACCGAGCGGCCCAAACGUGACGAUUGCUCACCGUAUGAACAUAAGCAAACUAACUUUUCGAGAAAUGCAUCACGCGACGCGUUCACGAUCGGUGCGAGUCUUGCUUACGUCAGUUCGCUGUCGUAAGAACUGCGUGCAAUGCUUCUUUUCUUUUUUCUCCGAUACGAUGAAAUGCGAAUCAAAAGAGUGUAAAUGUUCGUUCGCGAACGCGUCGAAGCAGAGGCAGUCCUUUUCUUAGAUAAUUAAGCGAAAAGACAGUAUCAUUCCAAGUAUAUGCAUUUACUUUGUAUUAUUACGAUAAUGAAGUGAACAGACUUUUUUCCUAAGUAACGUGUAACUAAAACUGCCAAGAUAUGUCAGUGCUUUUCUUUUUUUGAUAGCACUUUAAACGGAGGAGCCCAGUGAUCGAUGAAAAACGAAAGAAAGAAAAAAAGGGGGCAAAAAGGAGCAUAUCACCUUUUUGGCACAUUUUUAUAACAAACGGAGAGAAGUCGACGAUGGAACUGAACAUUUUGUAACCUUUUUGAGAUUACUUUAAUGCUGAGCCGUUUAAUGUUCAAGCUGCCACUCAAAGGCCAGAAUUUUAUGCAGGAUUUUAAGAAAAGAAAGAAAAAAAAAACGAUUAAAUGCGAGAAAAAGAAUCGUUUGCAAAAAAGGAAAUAUUGAAAGAUUCGAAGUUAGAUUUUUGUAAAAGGUUUAGCCAAAGUAGAAUAUAAGUCUACUUAAUAUACUUAAUAUAUCUGUACAAUAAGUCGAAAUUUUGGUCCAGGAAUAACAUUGCAAUUGUAAAUUCUGAGAAAUUUGUUAUUUAUAUUAAGUGUAUGUUAAAUCAUACUGAUAUCUCUUACGAAUGCUCAAGAUAAGAUGAUAGAUACAUGUACAACAUUUGUUUUGUUGAAUUUGUUUUAUUUUUCGUUUCUUACAUUUAGACGUGGACCAAACAAAAAAAGAAGAAAAUAAUCAAUGCGAAAAAUUGAGGAAAAAGUAUUCAUUUGUUAAUAAUAUGAAUUUUAAUUUUAAGCGAAUCAAAUUUUGUACAUAUUAAAUUAUUAUCGAUCUCGAAGUUUCGUGAAGCUUAUGUACGGAACAAUUAAAUUACUUUGAGAUCGAUUUAUUUCGUGUACUCUUUCUGUUUCUUCUCUGUUGUCCGUAUUAUGUUCAAAGUGAUAACACGAACGUUGAGAAAUUAAAAAUGUUAUGUUCGAUCGCGUAAAUGUUUGAAGUGUGAUUGCGGCAGUAUGAUUAACUUUCGAUUAAGAUUUAAUCGCGUGAUCGCGGACUGAUUCAAGGGUAAACGUGCGAUACGAUAAUAAUUGCCGAUAAUGAUGCAUUUAUACGCUAAAGUAUAACAACUGUGUACCAAUCUCCGUCGUUGUAUUUAGUAAAUGCUAAUAUUUCAAUUGCUCUUGCGUACUUCGCGACGUAAUCGCUUUCUUUUUUUCAUCAGAUUUCACGUUAUCGUUUGAUCUAUACUUGAUGGGUCUGUGUCACAGCGUUGCAUUUUACACUGUGAUAUUUUUUGUUAUUUUCCCUAAUAAUGACAUAUAAUUGCUUCCGAAUAUUUUAAGGAACCAGUACCGUGUGUCGACCGCUCAGUUUGUAUUUUCACAGUUGCUACGUAACGAGUGAAAACGAGAUUACAAUGAACAAAACAUUCCAAAUUUUGUCACGAAUUUUUGUAUCUAACGAAACUUUUGUAUCCAACGAUCACUUUGUGUAUCCAUGUAAUCUCGCUACUCCGGUCGAGGGAACUCCGUAUUAUUUCUGUAAAUUAUCGCUGUACAGUAUGGAAAGGCACCGCCGUUCAAGUAAAGGAUUAAAAAAAGGAAAUAGUAUUAUCCUAAAA
Messenger RNA from Frieseomelitta varia, 2709 nucleotides. RefSeq lists its product as uncharacterized. NCBI's taxonomy places the organism in Eukaryota, Metazoa, Arthropoda, Insecta, Hymenoptera, Apidae. The transcript is spliced from 4 exons. The coding region runs from base 255 to 617 and encodes 120 amino acids. The record is from RefSeq and is a predicted model, not a curated record.